GGAAGUGGCGGGGGAAGAGGAUGCUGACGCUGGAAUAAAGAUGGCGGCCCGCGGGGCUGGGGCUGCGCUGGGCCGGGCCGCGGCCCUCUUGGUGCUGGUGCUGUUCGGUUUAGGCCCGGCCGGUGCCCGCGUCCAUCACCUCACCCUCAAAGAUGAUGUGAGGCAGAAGGUGCACCUGAAUACCUUUGGCUUCUUCAAGAAUGGUUUCAUGACAGUCAAUGUCAGCAACCUUUCCCUGAAGCCCCCAGUGGGCUCUGAUGACAAGAGUGGCUUAUCAGUGGGGUUCAGCUUGGAUCGAACAAAGAAUGAUGGGUUCUCCACUUACCUGGAUGAAGAAGUAGAUUACUGUAUCUUGAAAAAGAAACCAGAGCAAGAUGCCUCUGUUAUAAUCUUAUUUCUGGACUUCAACACUGAAGUUGUGAAGGUUUGGUUCCCUGCAGAAGCUGCUUCUUUGUUACCUAAAAUUUCAUUUGUGUCUGAGGAAAACUUGACUGCCUUAAGUACCAAGCCACUGAAGUCUUCUGAACAGAGCAGUAGUUCUGCUAAAACUCCUACAAAGACCAAAGAAAAUGCAGACAGCGAAGAUAAAAAGUCCAAACCAAGUACAACAACCUCCCAGGGUGUAAUAGAACAAGAACAUCCUGUUCACAAUGACAGAGGAACUUUUUCAUUUCAGUUCUUUUUCAACAUCAGUUCUGAUAAUCAAGAAGGUCUCUACAGUCUCUAUUUCCACAAGUGUGGCAGUGAUGGGCAGGCUCAUGACCAGCGCCUCUUUAAUCUCGAUAUAGAAAUUACGGAAAAGAAUCCUGAAAGUUACCUCUCAGCUGGGGAGAUCCCACUGCCCAAACUUUACAUUUCCAUGGCUCUCUUCUUCUUCCUCUCUGGGACUGUGUGGAUCCAUAUACUUCGGAAACGCAGAAAUGAUGUCUUCAAGAUUCACUGGCUAAUGGCAGCCCUUCCUUUCACAAAAUCUCUGUCUUUAGUCUUCCAUGCAAUUGACUAUUACUACAUUUCUUCUCAGGGAUUUCCUAUUGAAGGCUGGGCUGUUGUUUAUUACAUCACUCACCUACUGAAGGGUGCUCUUCUGUUCAUCACUAUUGCCCUGAUUGGCACAGGCUGGGCUUUCAUUAAACACAUCCUGUCAGAUAAAGACAAAAAAAUAUUCAUGAUUGUCAUCCCACUUCAGGUCCUGGCAAACGUGGCAUACAUCAUCAUAGAGUCAACAGAAGAAGGGACAACUGAAUAUGGAUUAUGGAAAGAAAUUCUUUUCCUGGUAGACUUGCUAUGUUGUGGAGCCAUCCUGUUUCCAGUGGUAUGGUCAAUAAGACAUUUACAGGAGGCUUCAGCAACAGAUGGCAAAGCUGCCAUUAACCUAGCAAAGCUGAAGCUUUUCAGACAUUACUAUGUUAUGAUUGUGUGCUACAUUUACUUCACACGGAUCAUUGCAAUUCUCAUAAAGAUUGCUGUUCCAUUCCAGUGGAAAUGGCUGUACCAGCUGCUGGAUGAAAUGGCCACACUUGUCUUCUUUGUCCUCACUGGGUACAAGUUCCGUCCAGCAUCAGACAACCCCUAUUUACAGCUUUCUCAAGAUGAUGAUGAUGACUUGGAGAUGGAAGCUGUGGUGACAACUUCUGGGGUAAUGGAAGGCAUGAAGAAGGUCAAGAAAGUGGUGAAUGGUUCAGCAGAGCCCCGGGGCGAGUGGGAAAGCAUGGCAUGAUGGACUGGACUAAGGCAGCACUUUCAGAGAAACUUUUUUUUAAUUUAUUAAUAUUACUCUCAGUGGAAAGGGUGCAACUAGCACUUCCCAACACAAACUGCAGAGUGGGGUGUGUCUAGGGGGAGCAAAGCAGUGCAGAAAUUUAACUAUUCCUCUGAUCAUAAGAAAAUGGGAUCUCUUGGUACCUGCAAGGAGCGUGAAGCUUUCCUAGAGAUUUUGGGUAGCUUAUUUUUUUUUUGUUUUUUUUUUUCCCCUUUCUGGGUCAGUUAGGUAUUCUGAAUUGUUUGCAGUUGCAUUCUUCAGAAUGUGUAAUACUGAUGUGAAGAGAGACCUGUAGUGUGUAUGUAAAAUAUAUAUUUUAUAUAAUGCACAUAUCUAUAUACACACACGUGCUUUGUUACAUGUAUGCUGGGAAUCAAAGUGUCUUGGAAGGUGCAAAGAGAAGAUGAGGUGUAAGUAUUCUUUUUUUUCUUUUUAUAAACUCUCCAUUUGGCUUGAACAAAACCAUUGCAAACCAAACAGGUAGAAAUAACUGCAGUCAUUUGAGAGACUGAACGGGGAAUUGGAUCAGAUGACUUGUGCCACGACUCAGAUGAAUGGCAGAGUUGAGAAGUAUCUUGUUUUAGCCAUGCAGGAAUCCACUUGAAUGUGUCAGGUUUUCAAAUGUAUUGCUACACAACAAACAAGUGACAGCUCUCUAUUAAAAAGCACUAGCCUGUAGUGCAAUAAGCAUUUGUGCAAGUUCUCCCCUCUUCAUGGAAUUGCUCUUGAUUUGCACCCACGUGACACGAAGUACUCAAGAGGUGUAUGACUGAUGCUUGCUUUUUAGGGAUCUGCCAUGCUAGCUUAAAUAUUUCAUUUCAAACUGUGGCCCAGAGCACUUUGAUCUGCUUUCUAAAAAUAAUUUCAAGGUAUUUCAGAAGACACUCCUUCCUGCUCCAGUAUAAACAGUACCAGAAUCUCCAGUAAUUUGUCUUAGCAUAUCUCUGGUUUACCAUUACCCUGAGUUACUUGGCCCCUGUGGUUAUGUAUGUUUAAUGAUUGAUUGCUGUUUUAAGAUGAGCUGAACUGAUCAAAAUGGUUUUGCUGUUAAAACCAGGUAACCAUGGCUCCCAGUCCUAAAUGUUUAGGGGGCUUUUUUGGUUUGAUUUUUUAAAUUUUUUUGACAGGAAAGGAGAAGAUCAUGACCAGAACACUCAGUGCAGGGGAAUACACAAGUCUUAAGUAUUUGCUGCAAACUUAGCAAGCAGUUUUUAGGGACAUGUUACAAAUGCCAUGUGUGUUUUAUCUCUACCACUCUGGUAUUGUUAGUGACACAAGCUGGUGGCCACAGCUGCAGCAGUUAAGUCAUAGCAAAUGAUUGUUAAUUUGGGGGAGGAUGGAAGUGGCUCACUGAUGUAAUGAGGAUAAGCAUUAAGGAAAACAGAAUAUAACUCAUUGACCCACUGAAGCCUUAAUACCCCUGUAGAGACACUGACAUAUGGUGCUGCUGAGCAAAGUGCUUGUGUCAGGGUGACAGAGAGAGGCAUCAUCCCAGAGCUUCAGAUGUGCCAGAGUCUUCUACAUCCUCAUUUAGGAACUCCUUUCUUGACCAAAGGGGCUGAACCUCUGGGGUACAACUGAUUAGAGGACUUUUAGCCACUUGGUUUUUUUCAUUCUUUAAGUUUAGAAGAGGGAUUUUCUUUAGAACCUUGAACCAUUUCUUCUAUGGUCUUGAAGAGGAGUAGCAGAGCUCUGAAAUGAGCAGUCUGUACCAAAACUUGCUGUUUGAAGAGCAGCAUUGUUUUCUCUGGUUGCCACUUCUUUUCUCAGGUGUUGGUUCUGCAUAUCAUGGAAAUGGUAGAAAUCAAUCUGCCUGCUUUCAUCCCUGGAACUGGUUUUUCCUCAGCUAAAGCCUGAUAAUAACCCUCUAGGUACAGAGUUCUCUUCUGGUUUUCUCCUCAGCUGUAACUGCAUAGAAAUCACAGCAGUGAUGGUUUGGCUUUUCCUAUCAUUGUCUUGCAAAGAUUGGUUUUAGAGAACCAUUAGAAAGGUUUUUAGGUGACCCAGGGGUCUUUUAGAUGCUCUCUAUGAAGAAAUCUGCUGCAGAUUUAGUAGUUGAAGUGGGAGAAAUUGGACUAGAAACAAACAGAGGCAGUCCCAGCUUAUUGUACACUUAGAUACAAUACCUGAGAAACCCAUCCUCCCACUCUGCAUGGUUACUCCAUCCCUGUGGAAAUGUCCCUGUCUGCACCCAAAGGGCUACUCAGAGGCUAUAAACUUUUGGUCAGACCAGUUCAGUGGAGGCUGAAAGUCUUUUGCCACAGAGAUCUGUGUUAGGGAUAAAGAUUCUCUCUCAGAAACAGAAGAGAGAGGACAGUGUCAGUGCAGACAAGAUGCUGUCUUGGGGACCUGUUACACCACUUGCAAAUGGGAAGUGGAAUUCUGAUGGCUGUGGUGCUUCACCCAAAUCCAGGAGGGGCUGUGCUGGGAUCCCAGGGUGGGCUGAGCUGAUUGCCCAUUCCAUAUCAGCAUCAGUGAAGCUGCUGAUUUGGCAAGUGCUUUACCUUAGCCUCAGGUUUCUUUUUUUUUUUUUUUUUUUUUUUUAAUAUGCACUUUUGCUGAAGUUCUGUAGGAUGUAGGUUUCUCUGCCUAGUCAAAAGCCAAAAAAACCACGGGUAAUUUCUUUUUGCCUUGGCAUGAAUAGCCAUGGCAAGAGCUCUGGAAGUGUUUUGAGAAGAGUUCUUGGGCUCCAAGUUCAGACCUAAUCCUCAGCAGUCAGCUCUAAUCCAACUUCAGCCAGCACUUGGUGCAGGAUGCUCCCCAGCAGCCCAACAGGCACUGCUCAGACAAAAACAGUAGUAAAGAAGGUGAAUGUGGUCAAAAAACCAGAAAAAAAACCCAUUUAUGGAAGGUUCUGACUGAAGCCAUUUCCAAAGUGAAUUCCUACUGGUGGAAUUCCUCAGAGCAGGUUGAAAAAGGUCUUGCAGGGUUUGGAUGGUGGCUGGGAUGUUGGGGGGUGGUGAGGAUGGGUGCAGCUGAGUUUCUCCCCCAGCACAGCCUGUGCUGCACUGCAGAGCAUCAAAGGGAGGGAAUUCCCUCCCCCAGGAGAUGACCCCACAUCUGCAUGACUGGGUUGGGAGUGAAAAGCUGCAGCUUGGAGCUUUCCAGGCAGGAUAAUCCCAGCCUUUGCCUUUCAGCUGCUGGGAGGAAGCUUUGUUCAGAGGGAGGCAAAACAGAAGGACUGCUUGUGGUUUAUGGAUCAGGUGAGAACACAGCCUUCCUGCUGCCUUUUCCUGAAGGGAGCAACUCCCUUUCCCUGCAAGUGCCCAGGGGUGUAAAAUCCAGGAAUCCUGGCAGGGCAGGGCUGGAGUGGUUCAGCCCCAGUGCUGGGAGUCCAUUCACCACCCUCUGCAGACAAAAAUGAGAUGGGUUGAGUUGUGAUGCAGGCUGUGCCCUAAUAAAUCCCUGCUGCUGCUGCACUCCCUGCUCUGACUGUUCCUCAAGCUGUCUUCCAUUGGAAGCUUCCUUUGGCACUGCAGCUGCCAGACUCUUGCAUUCUUCAGGCAUGAAAAUGUUUUCCUUGAUGGUUCCUUAAGAGAGGUGCUAAAAGAAAGGAAGACAUAAUGGGGUCAGCUGGAACAUUCCUGCUGCUUGCUCAGAAUGGUGCUGUUUGGGUUGAGGGAGCCCCGUGCUGUCCUGUUAGGAUGCUCUUUCAUGUUCUGGGCUGUGCAGGGCACUGCUCAGGCUUUCUCUCCAGCUGAGUGCCCUGUUCCUGGAUUUCCAUGCUAGCAUACCCUGGGAGCAUGUUGUAAAAAUUUGCUGCAUUGCAGCAUUUUGUCUUGGAGCUAGGAAGGGGGGAGAUUUGUUUUUUCUUAGCUCAGUGGACUCUCUCCCAGGAGUGUGCAUCCACGGAUCCUUAAGCACUGCAACAUUCCUGCUGGCCAUGAAAGGGCAUGGCCUCAUCACUCACUUUUGGUGCAAGUCCAAUGGAAGUUUUUUAGCAUGUUAGUCUUUUUUUUUUAUCUUUACAGUUUGCUUCUCUUAGAGCAGAGAAAUAUCUGCCCAGUGACAAGUAAAGUGACAAAGGCUUAGGACAGGUGAAAGUGUUUGAGAACUUCUGCCUUUUUGGCACUGUUGGUGACUAAGUCACCUCUCCUGUUAAAAACAAUGGGCCAGGAUUUUUCUGCUGGUUCUGCUCAUUGCUUAUGUACCUGAAGAACCUUUUCAGCAACAUCCCUGCAAGGCAACUCUGAGAAAUCUGUGUUUCAACAGCUAAAACUCCACUCUGACCUGGAAAAGGGUGGCAGUCUAAAACCAAGCAUGUAAGUAGUUACACAGUUUAGAAUUCCUGGUGCAUAUAAACCCCUAAAAGCUCUUUUGUUCCACCCUCCUUGAAGCAGGCAUCUGUCUGAGAUGGACCUGAUCCACUCUGGAGCUGGAGGUGCUCCCUGGGGUGGAAAUGCACUGCUGGGAAGAGAACCAGUCUUAGGGAAGCAAAACAUUCCUGGAUGCAAGGUAGUGAAACCUCAGCUGUCAUCACUGUCACCCAGGCAGCAGGCAGGAUGAGAAGUUAUCUGAAUUAUUCUGGACAGUUUCAGGUAACAUGUUCUCAGGAUGAUGAAAACAAGGGGGGGGUAGCACUCCAAACUCUUCAGCUCUAAAGCUAUUCCAGGGUGAGAUGCUCAGGAUACAGCAGUUGCCAGAGCAAUGGUGAUUACUGUCACAACAGUGUGAUGGAAAACACUUGGAAGGUUCCCAUGGAAAAACACAUUGGCAAUUGCCUCUGGGCACAAAACAUUCCAGGAGCAAAGUCAGAGUUGUGAGAACAGGUACUGAGGAAAAGGAAGCAGCCCUUCUUUCUCCAGUCUGCCUGGUUUGUUUCCUCCAGUUUGAUCUCUCAGGAGUGCAGACUGCUGUUAUUUUAAAGCAAAUGUUUUAUUUUACCUGUGUUUCACCUUUGGAAAAGGAGCCUGGAGCUGUGGAUGGGAGGGACAGAGAUUGGAAACACUUUGUUUAAAACCUGUUACCUUGAGUGUAACUCCAGUAACCCUGGUUCAUGGAAACCCAGGUGGUGCUGCCCAAAGACCUUGACCAAUGUUUGUGUUCCCUGGGGUUGAUUUGCUGGAAAACAUUGUUGUAAAUCAGAUUAAUCUGGCUUUUAAUGUUGCCACUGGGGGUGAUGCUGCUUUGGGCUUAUUAAUCACUUUCACUUAGCAAUAUUGGGAAGCUGUGAGUUGGGUUUUUUUUCCCUCUUGCAGUUUGUGACUUGGAUCUAGCAAUGAUCCUACAAGAACUCUGCACUUGCAAGUGGCUGGAACAGGAUUUAAGAAAAAUAGAUAUUAAAUGUGUAAAGUGAUGGUACUGGCAGAAAGUGGCUGAGAAAAGUCACUCCUUGUAGGUUGACUGGCUCAAGAAUCCAUUUAUGUUUUGAUUGCAGCAAUCCUGUAGAAAGGACAGUUCUUAAUAAAUACUGCCCUGUGGGAUUUCACUUGGUGUUCUGCUCUCUGGGUAAUAAAGUAGAGCCCCAGCUCCACAUUCUCAGAAGCAGCCUUGUAGCUAGGAUACUGGUGCAUUGGGCUGGUACCUGUUCUGUCAAAACAGAGUAUGGGUCUAAAUAGCUUCCCUUUAGUAACUAUUAAUAAUUAAUUCUAGAUCCUCUUGUGUCAUUAAGCAGCUUUAGGCCACCUUGUACAAUGUAGCUCUGAAUUCAUUUAGUAAAUGACCUCCCAAAGAACUGAAAAAGACUUUCCUGUACAGCAAAGUCCAGUUCCAAGGUUUUUGGUGACCUGUAGAUACCUUAUUCCUCAGUUCAUGUUCAGAUGUACAAAUGGAUUUUUUCAGUUUAUUUUUUUUUUAAACUUUAUUAAAAGAACAGCAAACAGUGUUUGAAGAGAGGCAAGGCAGAUACAAAUCAGGAUGGUCUCUGUAACUUGCUUUCCCUGCUGUGAUGCAAAAGUGUAAAAUAAAGAUUGACCAGAAAGAAGUUUAAUGCAUCUCAUUUUCUGCUUCUAGCUGCAGGUCCUCCAUGUGCCACAGCUGUGUUUGCAGUUGCCUUCCUCCUCUCUUAGCUUUGGAAAUUGGAUUUCUGCACUGGUGUCUGUGGCUCCUCUGAAUGGAAGUGGGUUUUUACCUCCCUGUUUCUCCCAGGCAGGGGGGUUCAUCCAGGGCUUCUGGUCAAGGUUUGGUCUCCUUGGUCCAGAGGUUCUUCUAAGGGAGGACAAGGAGCUGGUCCUUUAAACACUGGAGACCAGAGAUAAAUCAAGGGUAAACCCCCUGUAUUUCAGGUAAUAUUCUUUAUAUCAAGUAAUAUCCUUUGUGUACCUACCUUAAUAUCAGAGACAGGUUCUUGACCUGUUUGUUUGAGGCUGAUUUGGGACUUUAGAAGCUGUUCUCUUCCUGUUCUCUGGAUCCUACCAGGAUCCAACCAUGCAUUUCAGUUCUGCAAACUGGUUGGGUUGGUAGGGAUGAGGAGGGCAAAGUAUUUCCAUGAAGUGCUCAUCCCCUGCCCCUCAAAAGCAUCCAUCCUUCAUCAUAAAAUGUUUCUUAUGGUUCAACCUGUAGUCCUCAGCCUACCUCAAAGGGGCAAUGCCAAAACCAGCCUGUGUUCUGUACCCUGCAUGUCCCAAGCAGCCACUUCUGUGUUACCUGAAACCUUUGGGUGGGUGGGGGUGUACCAGGAAAUUAAGCUAUGAAAAA
Calypte anna (Anna's hummingbird) is the source of this 8395-nucleotide messenger RNA. It is a transcript of the gene GPR107, whose product is annotated as G protein-coupled receptor 107. Gene Ontology annotation, cellular component: membrane; clathrin-coated vesicle; Golgi apparatus. Bases 41 to 1717 code for a protein of 558 amino acids. The transcript is spliced from 18 exons. Gene Ontology annotation, molecular function: clathrin heavy chain binding. Lineage: Eukaryota; Metazoa; Chordata; Aves; Apodiformes; Trochilidae. Gene Ontology annotation, biological process: clathrin-dependent endocytosis. The record is from RefSeq and is a predicted model, not a curated record.